AUGGCAAGAAGACUGAAGCGUCGCAGCAGUCCCCGACCGCCCAGGUUUCGCUGGCAGCGGAGCGAGAUCCACAUCCUUCUGGCGUGCCUGGACUAUUCCCUUCAGCAGAAUCUCGAGUUUGAAAACGCGGCAAUUGCCCACAUCGCCAAAAGAACAGGGAAACAGGUCACGGCAAAGCUGAUUCAAAGCGCACUGAAGAAGGAAACUAAAGACUACGGCCGCGCAGGACCAUGGACGGUCCAACAUCUUCUCUCUGAGGGGUCUGCUUUUCUGGAAGGCUACUGUGAUGCCGACCGUGAGAAUAUUCGCGAGGAGAUCAGCCGUAUUGAGCCGCCUCAGAUCCGCUACUGGUUGAGGAACACGUCUGUGGAAUCUACAUCUCGAUCUCGCACGCUAUCUUUGAACCGCCGUCAGCGUUCAGAGACGUCCACGCUUCCUAACCAUUCCACAGCAGAGUCUGUUAGCUCGGACGUGAGCUUGCAGCGGACCAACAAUGCCGGACUAAAGAGUGAAGUCGGGAAGCUUAGGAACUUACGGGAGCGGCAAGACUACAUUUUUACACUAUCCAACCGGCUGUCUGCAGCAGAAUACGAGUGCGCCAGAAUACAAGAGAGCGCGAUCAAGGCAGCUGAGUAUCGCGACGACGUUGUCAUGCAGCGAGACCUCCGAUAUGAGAACUCUGUACUCAAAGGCCAGCUGGUACAGAUGACUAGCCAACGGCGGAUGAUCACCCUCGCCAGCACCGGCUCGCUUGCGCCGUCUAUUCGGACCAUUUGGCAGGAGUUGGAAUGCAUGGCCACAGAUAUCGAAGAUGCAUGCGCAUCCGUGGACAUCACGAUCCCGCCAGCACCAACUGACCUUAGUACCCAUGGUGGACAGGAAGUCAAGCAUACGGAAUCUGAGUCCUGGUCGCUGCGCGUGGCCCAUUGCAGCCUCGACCAACUCUUCGAGCUGAUUUCGACUACGGAUGACAGCGUCUCCGAGUCCCAUAUUAUGAAAGCCAUCAUCGCUGCGGGAUUCAGCGAGUUAGUCUUCGAGUCAAAUUUCCCCGACCUCCUCGCCAAGGAAUCGCCAAUGCUAGACCAAUAUAGAAAACAUCUACUCGCCGAAGCCGGGCCACAAACACUCCAACAGCUCGAAGUCCUGGCCUACAAGUCCGUUACCUCCGAGAAAUACUUCCUAUUCCAUAUCCUCCAAACCACCGCAAAGAACCUCGCCAUCAAGCUCUCCAGCGCCCUAGCACACCUCAUCUCGCCCAACGACGACACAAUAAUCGGUGCCUCAGAGAAAGACCACGACGAGAACCCCGUCGCCAGCUUAUUUACCGAGACCUUUAUCCGGGCCCUAAAGCUCAAGCAGGAGCUGGCGCUAUCAGGGUCAAAAUACAGGCUAGUUUUCUUUCAGCCAGGCGAGCUGUUCAACCCGGAUAUCAUGUUCAGGGACGGCGACGGGGACAGCGCUUUUGUCCCGAUGGGGGUACUGGCCCGUAAGCAGGCAACGAAGGGUUGGCCGAGACGGCUCUCGGUGGAGAAGGGCGCGAGGAUUAAGCUCUGUUUGUUUCCGGCGCUGUAUGCGAAACGGAAAGAGGAGUUUCAUCACGGAUGA
This is a messenger RNA of Parathielavia appendiculata, 1605 nucleotides long. RefSeq lists its product as uncharacterized. NCBI's taxonomy places the organism in Eukaryota, Fungi, Ascomycota, Sordariomycetes, Sordariales, Chaetomiaceae. The transcript has 4 exons. Bases 1 to 1605 code for a protein of 534 amino acids. The record is from RefSeq and is a predicted model, not a curated record.